Molecule: messenger RNA, 8670 nt
Organism: Talaromyces amestolkiae
Lineage: Eukaryota; Fungi; Ascomycota; Eurotiomycetes; Eurotiales; Trichocomaceae
Exons: 7
Coding region: 1-8670 (2889 amino acids)
Biological process (GO): DNA repair
Molecular function (GO): protein serine/threonine kinase activity; protein binding
Source: RefSeq, a predicted model, not a curated record
AUGGCAGACUCGACUCUGAGUGAGACCGUCGCACGUCUCGCCUCUGACAAGCAAAGGGACCGUACAGAGGCUUUGAACGAUUUGCGACGAAUCUUGAAUAAAAAGAGGCAGACUCUUGACACCCUCAAUGACAAGGCGUACCAUAAGAUUCUGGAGGCGCUCUUUCGGUGUGUUGCUCUCGAGAAAUCAGCCCACAGUCGUUCCAGGGGCGCUUCAGCACCACGCCUUGCAUUAUGUGCUUCAGCUUUUCGAACUACUGUGGAGGUCUCCGUUGCAGUGUUACGAACGAAAACAGUACAUGCAAUUAUCGAUCAUAUUGUCCAAACUUUGAUACAACCAGGCGGGCUCUGGGACCUUAUUGCGAUUGACUAUAUCAAAAGCCUUAGGUUGUUAUUCGAAUACCAAGCACAUGUGGAGCACCUUACAGGAGGUGAUUGGGCUGACGCAAUCAGCUUUUGUCUAUCAUGCCUGAGCUAUAAUGGAGACGAAGCAGCGCAUCUCAGCAUUCGUACCAGCCACCGGUCUCUAUCUGAGGCUAUAGCAGAUGAUGAGGGUGACCGGAGGACGCCCGCUCGAAAUGCCCCAUUAUCCAGCUCGCAAAAGAACAGAGGUAUAGCAGACGAAGCUGUUGUUUGCAUUCAACUGCUUACUUCCACCCCAACUGCUCCCCUGCAUGAUCGUGUUAGACAGCUUAUGAGCGCACUCUUGAUAUACCUCUCCUCUGCGAUGCCUGCAAACGCGGGCCAAGCCCUGAAGGCCAUCAACAACCUCCUCGAAAGAGUGAUAUGUGAUCAAUGCGCUUUAGUCAAGGACUUUAUUCCGGAUAUCAUACCUGUUAUUCGGCGUCUCUGGUCGGCAAAGUCACCAGCUGUGAAAGAUGAAGUCCUAGUCACAAUGAUACUUUGCAUGGAUCUCUUGCGCAAUAGCCCACAAUCGUUGUUCCCCCAGGCUUCACUUCAGCCUCUUGAAGAUCUGCUAGAGACUCUAGAAACCGAAUAUACCAGGCGUCCAGAGAAAGAACAGAUCCAGAUUGAGGAUCUGGUUUUUUACCAAAAUGAUCUUAGCUCCCAGCACUUGUAUCUCUUCGGACCUCGUCUCGGCAGCUCUCGGUCAGAGCAUAACUGGACUUUGAUUUGGACGAUAUCAUCCCUGAUCGGUAUUCUGGACAAGGCAUCAGGUCAUAACUCUAGUUCCGCAGAGAAUGAGCUUGCAUCAAAUAAAAGACCCCGUUUGUCAUCACGAACGGAUGAUGUCUCACGGGAGUGCUUCACGUCAACUGGACCUAGAAAAGGAUACUGCUUGCAGUUGCUAUCAUUCCUAGGAGGACGAAUGUCUGUUGAGGAAAAGGCUACCCUUUUGAGUCGCUUGGCCGCUAGCAUUGUGGAUGACAAUCCGUCGACAUCAAACUGGACCUUACUAGUUAUAUCCAAUAUCGCCAUUGCUAGUUCCUCAAAGUCUCAGCUGCUGAAACCUUUUUGGAGACAGAUUUGGGACCUGUCAUUUCGAGCAUGCGCCUUCCAAGUGAAUACGAGGGCGGCGUGCGCUCUACUAGAGACUAUAGUACGCUUGGAACUUGUCGACUUUGCAGGUUUAACAGAUAACAUACGGUCGAUGCUAUCAAGCAUGGAACUCAACGGCCCCUCAGCCUUAUGUGACACUUCUUUGAAGCUUUUAACCACUUUAUUCGACAAAAGACUACAUACAGCAGCUGGCAUUGGUGUAGAUUCUGUGAAAGGUGUCUGCAAUUGGCUGCGAAGUACUUGGACUUUUGGCGCCGGAGUGGAUAAGUUGCAAAUGGCACAGGUCGCCUUAUUCGCUUCCCCGGCAAAUUUCCUCGUUCUACUACUGACCCUUACCAACAGGCCAGCACCACUUUGCCAUGCAGAGUAUCAAGGUACAACAGCCACUAUUUCCAGCGCUUGGUUUCGUCAGCGCGAAAAAAGUACUCUUAAGGAGUACCUCUUCUCAUUUGACAACGAAAUUACUCAGGACCUUUGGUGCGUUGAGGAAACGAUCUUGUCCAUAGAGCCUUCAGUCAGAAGCGACCCAAAUGACCAUUUCGUGAUAGAGUUACUGCAGACAAAGAUGGACACCUUCUCACAAGCGUGGAAAAUAAUGUUUGAAGAGAAAUCACAACAUCUUACAGCAGAUGUAUUCAAGAUCAUGGUCUCUGCAUGUAUCGUUGUUGCAUUGUUCAUUGAGUCACUUCCCCAAUCCGAUAACACUCGCGCGGCAGACCUACGCAGAACUAAUCUCGGCUUUUGGACCAACAUCUGUGACUACAUUGCCUCGAGGGAUGAUCUCAUGCAGGCAUGUCUGAGCAUUUUGUCACCCGUGGUUGCAUCUGCCCCGAUUAUACUGGAUGGUGUAAUUCCUAUUUCCAGGGCUUUGUUUGAUCUGGCCUCCCCUCUUGUUGUCAAGCUGAAAAGCCGCGAAUCAACUCAGAACGACAUCUUUUUGGAUGAUCCUGAUGCCAUGGACUUUGAUGGGAUCUCCUCGCCUCCGCCGGACGAACUAGCACGGGGUAUAAUCCUACAGAAUAACCGGCACAAUGUCAAUGCAUUUCCAGAUUCAAAUACCUUCCAAAGGUGUCUAUCAAUACGAUUAGAUAUUUUUCUUUCUGGUAACGACACAUCUGAUGCCGACCUUUUUACUCAAUCAUCGCUAGUAAAGUCCUUGAAAGCCUUGGAUGAUGUGGAUGUCUUGUCAACCCGCAAUUUUCUACCCCAUCUUUUCCAACAGUCCAACCGUUUUUCCCGUAACGAUAUCUUGGAAUUAGUGGAGCAUUUCGGAGAAACCUGUUUGCAGGGGUAUCAAUUAGAGCGAUGUGAAAGCGCGCAAUGCUUCUCUAUUUCUAUGAUGGAGUGUUUCGUUGACUCGUGGAUUAGAAACGAAGAUGACGACCUUAGCACCUCUGCUGCUGACCUGUACGGUUGGUUCAUACAGGUUUUUCUACAAAAGAGAAAAGGGUCGUCUCAUGUUCUGAUUGCUCUUUCUCGGCUUUUGGAGAGAAUUAUCAGUUUGAAUCCUACUUUCAGCGUGGAUGGCUCUGCAUCACCGCGGACAAGCUUAUUCAGCAUUCUUCGUGAUGGUGAUACUGUCGUGAAAUUCACAAUUGCAAGCUGUAUCUCGAACAUUUUCAGUCGUUUUCUGCUCGAAGACCACGAAAAAAUUUUUGAUGAUGUUGUGGAGAGCUUGCCAACUGACCCAGAUUGGAACGAAGGCAUCGCCUUGCGGCUCUACAUUCUUGGACAAUUAGCUUCUCGAUGGUCAACCCUUCUUCGUCGAAGUAUUUACCACAUCUUUGAGACUCCGGCUCAAGUACCCGAAUCGACUCGAUACGCUGAGAAGUGUCUAUUAGAAGUAUCACGUUCGUUGAGACUUGAAGAGCCCAAGGACAUUUUUCGACUUUUCAUGCCUCAAAUUCUCUACACUUGGACUGAAACACAACCCAUUAAAUCAAUGCCUUUUAGUAUUUUCCGUUACUCAAGUCUUAAGGAGAUGCUACAGGACGCACAGGAUGAGCUGGUCGGGCAGAUUAUGAUGAGGGCUAGUGAACAGGAUGCCGAGGAGGUAGCAAUCUAUCUCGAAAGGCCUUUCACUAUACUAUUACAGGAAUCGUUCUACAAGGCCGAAGCAUACACUGUGGCCCGCGAUAUCAGUCUACCGCCCUCUCAGGACAGUCAGCCGAAAGGGGUGGAAAGUCGUGUGAAAAAGACAUUAGGUACAGACCAAUUUGCACGGUCAAUCGAGAACAAGUUUCCCGAAGUUGUUAGCGCUCUCUUCAAAUCUCUUUCCCAGGAGGAACAGAUCGAGCGGGCAUUUUCGAAACGACCUGAGUUUAGCUAUGCUUCUAAGAUUCUCAAUCGCAUCACAGAGAAGAGCGCCUCUACCACCCUUCUGCCAGGCAAUCAACAACCAUCAUUCAGAGCUCGUUAUCUACUUGAUGAGCUUGAGUAUCUUUGCAAACGAGCUGGAUACGACCUCAAAACUAUGUGGACACCGACAUUAGUAUCAUUCGUAUGUCGAACACUUCUUGACUCUAUGGAUCCUGCCCUUGGCUCUUUGCAUGCUUGCGCGGCAUUGAGAAAGAUUCGUAUUUUGGUCUGCAUUUCUGGGUCGAUUAUAUGCCAAGACUAUCCUUUAGAGCAGCUUCUGUUUUCAUUACGACCCUAUCUGACGGACUUUCACUGCUCCGAAGACGCCCUGGGUCUAUUUUGGUAUCUUCUUGAAGAGGGCAAAUCAUAUCUUACUCAUCAGCCGGGCUUCCUCGCAGGCAUCGCAGUGUCAACACUCGUCUCGCUUAGAAAGUUUCUCCAAUCGAGUCCGGAAAGCACUACCCAGGACAGUCAAUUCAAUGCAGUCAUAUCCAGGUCCCAAGCCUUCCGGGAGUGGUUCGGUAAAUUCUUAGAGGAUUACCGCCCAUCAGAUCUGGAUCAAUCUACAAAAGACUUAUUUCAUCGGAUGGUAACAUCGUCGAAGCAGAUAAGUAAUGCGGGAAACUCCGAAAAAGGGACAUAUGAGAGCGAACUUCUGCUUGACCUACUUCAGGACAGAACUUCUCGCAAGAGUCUCCUUAGUAAAUCAGUUUCCGAUAUUAUUCUUUCACUACUUUGCGUUGAUUUUAAGAUAUCCUCUGACAUAUUUAAUGACGUUCUCGGUGAUGACGAUGACUCUUCAAACUACAAUGUUGCCGUCUGGCAGAGCAUACAAAGCGGUGUUACUGAUACAGGAUAUCGGCUCUGGGCUGCUCGAGUGCUAGGGCGAGCAUUUGCAGCAACUGGACAAGUCAGCGAGGAAUUGCUUCGAGAACAAAAUUUGGAAGCAAUUCCAUCGCAGUCACAGCAUCUAAAACAUACCGAGCCUUUCCUUGUGUCAAAGGCUGCUAUCCUACAGGUGCUCUGUGAAGCUCUCUCCAAUAGUGACCGAGCCAAUAUAGGGCUUGUGGAACAAACCCUGCAACUUGUCAUGAGUAAGAUUUCAAAUUUUCCCAAUCUUGAACAAUGUGAAAGCAUAGUGCCGCAACCUCUCAUGAAGGCUCUUAUUUGGGAACCGUAUGAUUGCCCGGGGAUUCGAGCUCGCAUCCCCGCGACCAAAGUCGACAAUUUGUGGCCAACACUGGAUCCUGAAUCACCAAUGACUUCGACUCAGUGGGCAAGAGACUUGGCAUUAGCUCUGGUGACUUCUGCUGAGAAUGACCCUGUUAUUGGGCCUCUAAGGGAUGUUCUCUAUGUCAUUCCGGAUUUAUCGGUGCGUCUCUUGCAGUUCGUUCUACACGAUGUACUUAUCUUGGAGAGCGAGAAAGACCAAGUUUGUCGAGAAAUGGUCUCGAAAAUUUUCAACGACGUUCUUCGGUCAACGGCCGAAACAACCAUUGCCCAUGCUCAAAUUGUCUUGCAUGCAAUUUUGUACCUUCGUCAGCAGCAGAGACCCCAAGAGUCGACGAUUGUGGAACGAGAUGAGUGGCUGGCAAUCGAUUACGCCUUGGCAGCAUCCGCAGCAGUCAAAUGUAGGAUGUACAAGAGCGCUCUCUUGUUCAUCGAAAUCCAAGCGUCUAAAUCUGUCGGCACUAGUCGGCGAUCUUCCAUCAAAUAUCUCCCUCCCACAGAUCUGCUUCAUGACAUCUACAGGAAAAUCGGAGAUCCCGAUCUUUUUUACGGGAUACAGCAAGAUGCCACAUUGACAUCGGUUUUAGAGAAGCUCGACUAUGAGUCUGUGGGCUUCAAGAACUUGGUUUUUCAAAGCGCUCACUAUGACAGUGACUUGCGACUCGAUGGCAAGGGGAAUACGCAUGGACUGUUCAAAGCUCUUAACGCAACCAAUCUUCAUGGUGUUGCUAAUGCCAUGCUUUCUGUCCCUAACAAUACAGAAGGAGGAUCUAUAGAUUCUGACCAUUUGUUGUCAACCGCUAUCAGCUUACAGCAAUGGGAUAUUCCUGCGUUGCCAUCACAAGGAUCAGCAAUGACUGUUUUGUUCAAAGCUUUUCAGAACUUGAACACCGUGGAUACAAUGAAAGAUGUUCUAAAGUUCAACGACAAUUGCUUUUUGGACAUUCUCGGACAAGCUCAAGACACAAAUCGUUCCGUGACAGCACUGCGCGAUUCAAUGCGAGCUCUCGGCCUCUUGACAGAAGUAGAUGAUGUCUUGCGCUCAAAAUCAUCGGCACAGGUAGAAGAAUUGUGGGAUAGAAUCACAUUAAGGACCUCUUGGUUCCAAGCUGAGAACUUCGAAGAUAUUGCGCACAUUCUUUUCUGCCGUGGAUCCCUCUUCUCUUCUAUUAACAAGAGACCCUAUCUGAAGUCGGCAAUGAAAUUAACUUCACGAACAUCACAACUUCUCGAAGUAAAAGCCCUUCGGGAAUCUUUCAAGAUUAGCAGGGAUUUAGAAGGCUCCCAAGAAGCGUUGACGUCUGCAAUUUCGUUGUCAAAAUUGGUACAACCAUGCACCGCACUUGGAUUGAGUAUAGAUAAUGCAGCCAAGUAUGACAUGGCAAAUGUCCUCUGGGAUCAGGGGGAAAUGACUACAUCAAUCCGCAUGCUACAACAGUUGAACGAACAGGGCGACUUACAGAAACAGGCACUGGUAGUUAGUCGAGCAGAAGUCCUUGCAAGUUUGGGGCACCACGUAGCAGCAGCGCGCUUAGAAAAGCCUGAUGCAAUUAUUCAGGAGUAUCUAGUUCCCGCAGUAAAGGAGCUUCGGGGCAAUGCCGAAGGUGAAGAAGCCGGUGGCGUCUACCAUCGUUUUGCAUUGUUCUGUGACCAGCAACUUUUGAACCAAGAUAGCUUAGAAGACUUCCAGCGUAUUGAGCAGCUCCGUGACCGCAAAGAGCAAGAAGUCCUUGCGCUCAAACAAAUGAUGUCGGUAGCUGAGGGCAAAGAAAAGAACCAGUUGAAGAUGCAUUAUACCAAGGCAAAAGUUUGGUUCGACUUGGAUGACCGUGAGUAUCAGAGACUGAACAGCAGCCGCGAAGCUUUUUUGCAACAGUGUCUUGAGAAUUACCUACUCUCGCUCAAAGCAUGCGACAAUUAUAAGAACGACGCAUUGAGAUUUUGCGCUCUUUGGCUCGAUAAGUCGGGCGAUCCGAAAGCCAAUGAAUCUGUCAGCAGAUACCUCAGCAUGGUUCCAACUCGAAAGUUUGCUCCAUUGAUCAAUCAACUGUCUUCUCGUCUCCUGGAUGAAUCCAACUCAUUUCAAACACUCUUAUCUCGACUUGUUUUUCGUAUAUGUGUUGAUCAUCCAUUCCACGGCAUGUAUCAAAUAUUCGCUCACAGCAAGACACGAGGCAACCGAGACCAGGCGGCACUAUCUCGUUUCCAAGCCGCGACCAAUGUUGUCGAUAAGUUGAUGAAUGACAGACAUGCCAGCUCAACAUGGAUGUCCUUACACAACAAUAAUAUCUGCUAUGUGAGAUUUGCCACGGAGAAAUUGGACGACAAAAUCAAGAGCGGUGCAAAGGUGCCUCUCAGGAAGUCUCCUACAGGUUUGAAACUGGAGCAAGAUGUCAGCAAUCAGAAGCUUCCGCCGCAUAGCAUGAAAAUCGAACUGCGAGUGGAUUGCAACUACAGCGAUGUACCAAAGGUAGUCAAAUUUCACCCUGAAUUUGCCGUGGCCUCUGGUAUCAGCGCGCCGAAGAUUGUGACUGUUAUUGCUAGUAAUGGAUUGCGCUACAAAAUGCUGGUUAAAGGAGGCAACGAUGACCUGCGUCAGGACGCUAUUAUGGAACAAGUCUUUGAACAAGUCAGCAACGUGCUACGAGAUCAUCGAUCAACCAGACAGCGCAAUCUGCAUAUCCGGACAUAUAAAGUGCUGCCACUCACUUCCAAUGCAGGGAUCAUUGAAUUCGUUCAAAACACCAUCCCACUCCAUGAUUACUUGCUGCCAGCACAUGCGAAGUAUUAUCCCAAGGACAUGAAACCUAGCGCAUGCCGCAAGCAUAUCAGUGACGUGCAGACUCGGACUCUUGACCAACGAGUGAGAACCUACCGCCAAGUAACAGAUCACUUUCAUCCGGUUAUGCGGUUUUUCUUCAUGGAAAAGUUCAACAACCCAGACGAUUGGUUCAGCAAACGGUUAGCGUAUACCCGCAGUACGGCCGCAAUUUCGAUACUAGGGCAUGUACUUGGUCUUGGUGAUCGCCAUGGGCACAAUAUCCUCCUGGACGAGACAACUGGCGAAGUUGUUCAUAUCGAUCUGGGAGUCGCCUUCGAACAAGGCCGAGUUCUGCCCGUGCCUGAGGUGGUUCCCUUCCGGUUGACGCGCGAUCUCGUUGACGGAAUGGGUAUUACCAAAACCGAAGGGGUCUUCCGCCGAUGCUGUGAAUUCACUCUAGAGGCCCUCCGUCGCGAAUCAUAUAGUAUAAUGACAAUCCUUGACGUAUUGCGUUAUGAUCCAUUAUACAUGUGGACUGUUUCGCCACUACGAAUGAGACGAAUGCAAGACGAGCAAGACGUGGAAGAGCCUCCGUCAGUCCUCUCCAGUAGCGCUGAGAGGGCCAAGGUCAACACUAGGAAUCCGAAGGAGCCCAGCGAAGCAGACAGGGCAUUGACGGUUGUCGCUAAGAAGUUGAGCAAAACACUCAGUGUUACGGCGACGGUAAAUGAGCUCAUACAACAAGCUACGGAUGAGCGUAAUCUAGCCGUUUUGUAUUGCGGAUGGGCUGCCUACGCCUAA